Messenger RNA from Apodemus sylvaticus (European woodmouse), 599 nucleotides. Its product is annotated as interferon alpha-12-like. NCBI's taxonomy places the organism in Eukaryota, Metazoa, Chordata, Mammalia, Rodentia, Muridae. Gene Ontology annotation, biological process: B cell proliferation; defense response; natural killer cell activation involved in immune response. The record is from RefSeq and is a predicted model, not a curated record. Gene Ontology annotation, cellular component: extracellular region. Gene Ontology annotation, molecular function: cytokine activity; type I interferon receptor binding. The coding region runs from base 48 to 599 and encodes 183 amino acids. The transcript has a single exon.
ACUCAAACACACAGCCCAGAGAGCCAGCAGCAUCUGCAAGACCCACAAUGGCCAGGCUCUGUCCUUUCCUCAUGAUCCUGAUAGUGAUGACCUACUGGUCAACCUGCUCUCUAGGAUGUGACCUGUCCCAGAUUUUUAACCUCAAGAACUUGACUCUCCUGGAACAAAAGAGAACACUCUCCCCUGUCUCCUGUCUGAAGGACAGAAAGUACUUUGGAUUCCCCUUGGAGAAGGUGGAUGCCCAGCAGAUCCAGAAGGCUCAAGUCAUCCCUGUCCUGCGAGAUCUUGCCCAGCAGAUCUUGAACCUCUUCACAUCAAAGGAGUCAUCUGCUGUUUGGAAUGCAACCCUCCUAGAUGCAUUCUGCAAUGACCUCUACCAGCAGCUCAAUGUCUUCAAAGCCUGUGUGCAGCAGUUGGGGAUGCAGGAACCUCCCCUGACCCAGGAAGACCCCAUGAUGACUGUGAAGAAAUACUUUGAAAGGAUCACUGUGUACCUGAGAAAGAAGAAACACAGCCCCUGUGCCUGGGAGGUGGUCAGAGCAGAAGUCUUGUUAGCCUCAUCCAAGUUGCUGGCAAGACUGAGUGAGGAGCAGGAGUGA